UAUAACUCGCCAACCAUGAAAGGUAAAAAUUGCUCAAAGAAGUCCGCCAUCUCAAUUGGCAUUCUGCUCGGUUUCCUGUUACUGAUGGCAAUAGCCCUAAUUGCUAUCUAUGGUUCCUUCGAUAAGCUCGUGGCCCGAAUGAUCCAUUCCAACAUUGCAAUAACUCAGUCAUCCACUGUCUAUUCUCAGUGGGUUAGUCCGGAUACCCCUAUUUUCUUCUCAGUUUACCUUUUCAACAUCACCAAUCAAAAAGAUAUUGAAAAGGGUGAGAAACCGAGGGUUCAACAGAUCGGGCCCUAUGUCUAUAAAGAGAAACGCAUAAAAACAAACAUUACUUGGCCCAAGGGUGAUACAUCUCGAGUAUCCUUCUACCAACGUCUUGUUUUCACCCUUGAUCGGAAUCUUUCCAUUGGGGACCCCGACAAGGAUGUCAUAAUUGGAAUUAGUACCCCGUUCGUGACUAUAGCAGCGAAUAUGGAAGUUGGUAACGGACCGAGUGCGACAGAAUAUGCUCUCAUGACGCUCUUUGUUGAACCAAAACUAUUUGUAAAGACCUCUGUGACGAAAUUUCUCUGGGGAUAUGUGGAUCCUGUGACAGAUGCAUGCAACGCUUUUGAUGGAAAAAAGUGUCCCACUUCUAAGGUCGGCCUUCUGUUAGGAAAAAAUGGAACUGAUGUCGGUCCCUUCGUAAUUGACACGGGAGUUAACGAUGUUACAAAACUAGGAAAUAUUCUAACAUUUCAAGGCAAAGAUACUGUUGACGUCUGGUCAUCAGAGAAAGCCAACCAGAUAAUAGGAACAGAUGGAUCUCAAGUCGCACCUGACCUAACAAUGGACUCAAGAAGGUUUAUCUUCGCUGCUGAUCUAUGUCGUUCCUUUGAAAUGCGAGUGGAUGGAAUUGGAAAACUUACAAAUUCCGAUAAAAUCAAGGUGUUCUCUCUGGCCGGUACAUCUGAAACCGGACAGUCUGCGAAAAUGAAUCCAGAUAAUCUUGGAUAUUGUCCUCCCAAAACCCCAGGUCCUAAAUGUCCUCCCGCCGGUAUCUUCGAUUUAUCUUCCUGUCGCAGACAAGGCAAUCUUCGGCCUCCGGUUUAUAGUUCACAGCCCUAUUUCCUCGGAGCUGAUCCGUCCCUUCGAGAAGGUGUUGAUGGUCUCUAUGUGCCUUCAAAGAGCAACGCCUCCACAAAAGUACUUGUGGAACCCGUAAGCUUAAGGAGAUUGCCCAUUUUAGUCUCCGGUUACUGUUAA
Molecule: messenger RNA, 1248 nt
Organism: Rodentolepis nana
Lineage: Eukaryota; Metazoa; Platyhelminthes; Cestoda; Cyclophyllidea; Hymenolepididae
Source: the annotation of a GenBank genome assembly